ACUUAAUGAUGUGGUUUGAGCUGUACUGAGCAACACAGUCAGCAGAGUGAACAGCACAGGACUGAGAACGCAUCCCUGGGGGAUCCUGCGCUGAGGCUGAUGAUCCUGAGGUGUUGGUUCCUAUACUGACGAACUGAGGCCUGUUUGAAGUCCGAUAUCCAUUUGCAGAGUAAGGUGUUCAUACCCAAUAGGCCAAGUUUCUCUGUUGGUCUCUAUGGAAUGAUUGUAUCAAAUGCUGAGCUGAGGUCCUUAACCAGUAUUCUGACGUAGCUGCCUUUUUGCCCAGGUGAGAGAGGAUGAGGUGGAGGGCAGCUGAGAUGCCAUUAUCUGUUGUCUGGUUAGCAUGAUAUGCAAAAUGCAGUGGAUCACGUUGUUCUGGGAGGUGGACCUUCCUGUGUCCCAGUACCAGCCUCUCAAAGCGCUGGGUGAUGAUAGGAGUGAGUGCUACAGGCCGGUGGUCAUUCAGACCGGACACAGUCUUGGGAUGAUCCUUGUUGUCUUGAGGCAGACAGGAACCACUGCUGUGCUGAGGGAUGCAUUGAAGAUGUCUGUGAAGACAUCCAGCAGCUGCCCAGCGAUUCCUCUGAGGGCACGUCCUGUUGGAACAAUGAUGCGUAAAAAUGAGAGAGGAUACAUUGAAACGUUCUUUAAGAAGAAGCAUUUGAGGCUGAGAGAACUAAAACGUGAGACUAUCCUCCAAGACAAUAUGUACCUUCACAGAGAUGUGCCUCUGCUGCCGAUACCGGUAGAGUUCCACAUUCGCAAAGUGAUUCACGUCACCGGAAAAUCAGGAAUGGAGGGUAUCCUUGAUGUAUCGGGAUUCCGGGUCGGGGAGAACGCUGAGGGUGAAAACUCGAGGCGGUUUCUCUGGUGGGGCCUGGCUGUGGAUGAUGACGACCGCCUGUCAGCACAGCGUCACUUUCUCCAGGCUUUACUUCCGGACGUCACUCCCGAAGAGGUGGAGAAUCACCCGGAAUUCCUCAGCCAGUUUACCACCUCGACUGCCUUCAGCCCGAAAUCCCGCUACGGCAACUUUAAGUUCACCUUCUCCCUGAAGGAGCUCUUCCAGAAGUACAGUGAACAGUUCUGUGAGGGCGAGAGCCCCGUGUUGAGGGUUUACAAGACGGUGGUGUAUAAAAAGGAGAUCGUGCAUGUGGUGGUGAUUCACAGCCCUGAUGUUCCUGACUUUGACGAGUGUCCCAUUCUCCAGGAUAAUGAGGGUGACCCAUGUGCACUGAGGAAUGGCUCCCUCUUGUGGCGUCCCAAGGCAAUAAGUGAUCCCUGUUGUCAAAAUCUGGUGAGGGAAGGAGAUGGUAGAAGCGUCAGAGUGGAGCCGUGUUUGAUGUCCUAUUUCAUGUGGGAGCAUGGGGCACUAGCGUUUCACAUCCCGCCAGGGGAGACGCUGCGUUUCGAGCGGGAUGAGCUGCUUAACAGCCUCAGUGCCUGUGAUACACCUGAGAGCCCGUUCCUGGGCACAGAGAGGAUCCACUACAAGGAGGCAGAGAGAAUCAUUGCUGAAAUGAAUCCGAAUCCCUGAUUCCUGCAUGUCCAUUCGGGUGUUUGGGGAUGAAAGAAGGACAAAGCAAAUAGAGGACAGUGACACCAAUCAUCCUGUAAUGCCGAAAGAUACCCUUCAAUUCUUAUUCUAUAUUUCACAGAAUUACCACUCUAACUUUCCUUUGAUUUAUUUUAAUUGAUUGGGUAUUUUUUAAAUGAAUCAUUGUGUUUAGAAUGCACUGAUCAACCAGUAGGCGGCGUGGUAGCUAAACACACAGCACUGUAACAUGACUGGUUUGCCCUAUUUAUGCAACAUUUCUUUUCAAAAUACUCCAUCACAUGCCACAUAUUCAUUAUAAUGAUAUUACUGCUGUUUUUAAAUAACAUAGGCAGUGUAGCCAAAUGCUAGCCCCCCACCCACGGUGCAGAAAAGGAAGCUGGGAAUAAAAAAUGAACUUAUAUUGUAUUUAUUUACUAAUAUUAUUUUGCAUUUUUUUAACAAAAUAGAAUCCCAAAAACAUGUUUUUUACUGAUUACUUGUAUAACCUGUUUUUCAAAAAUAACUUGUUUCUUAUAAAACGGGACAGGAUGCUAAUCUAGUCCGUAAAAAUGGGUCACUUAUUCUGAAUAGCUCUGCAGCAUUAUUAUUGAUUAUUAUUGGGAUUAAUUGUCACAGUUUAUCACUUGUAAUAGGCUACUUUCUAUUCUUUGGACUAACUAUUGUUCAUAAUUCACAUGCAAUAGUUUGUUUGAUUUUUAUUGUUUAUCCUUUUCAUAUAUAUAUAUAUAUAU
Brienomyrus brachyistius is the source of this 2289-nucleotide messenger RNA. RefSeq lists its product as uncharacterized. The transcript is spliced from 3 exons. The record is from RefSeq and is a predicted model, not a curated record. NCBI's taxonomy places the organism in Eukaryota, Metazoa, Chordata, Actinopteri, Osteoglossiformes, Mormyridae. Bases 344 to 1537 code for a protein of 397 amino acids.